UUUCGGAAGGUAACACUAAAGAGUUUAGCAAGAUAGUAGUUUGACACACAUUAUAAUGUUUAAGACGAGUUGAAAUGUGGCUAUUUAAAUGUAACAGUUAAUGUUCUCAAUGGACAGCCUACUAAACGAAACAGUUAACAGUUUUUUUUAUUUGACCUACAUUUGUUUUGUUUCCAGGGGAAAUCCACAGGUCAGGUAUGAUUAGCUAGCUAAUCCGAGGAGAUAACUAGUUUAAUCCGAGUUUGUUAAUCCUUUUCAGACACGUAUCCUCAGAACACAGUUAAACAGAGGAGGUGGAGGAGGAGUGUCCUACUCCAACGUACGUGAAGAUAAAGACGUCAAGGUUCAAUGAGUAACCCUAACCUACCAGGUUUGGUAGUUGGACGUGUCUCAGACUGUAUGAACACGCAAUUUAACGUAAAGUCACAUUAAUUGCGCCUGAAGGAAUGCGGACUAAACUUGAAGUCGUCCAACGGAAACGUGACGAGGCUGGUGAGAGGGUCAGUCCAGCAGCAGUGGCGCUGAGUGCCAGCAGCGAAGUGCAGCUCCUCAGGGCAUUAAACUUCAACCCAAGUUUGCACAGAGGAAGGAAACGACACGAUGGCACUAUGCGGAAGAAGGAAUCGCAACAAGUUACUUUUUUCCCUCUUUGGUGUCACUUUAUUGGGAUAUCUAGUCUUUUUCAGACACAACUCCGGGGACGUGAGCGUGGAAAAUCGACGAGAGGCCCCCGGGGAGCGAGAAGUGGGGAAUGAAGAGCUGAAGAAACCCGUCUACGAGAGGCCCCCCUUGGAUUUAAAUGCCCUGGGUGAAAUGGGGAGAGCAGUCAAGCUGAAUCUGAACGGAGAGGAGAAAAUAGAAGAGGAGGAAAGCAUCAAAAAGCAUCAGAUUAACACUUAUGUCAGUGAUAAAGUGUCGCUACACCGCAGGCUGGCAGAGAGAUGGAACCCACUUUGCAGAGAGCAGCAGUAUGACUACCGGUCCCUGCCGACAACCUCCGUGGUCAUCGCCUUCUACAACGAGGCCUGGUCAACCCUGUUGAGGACAGUCCACAGCGUGCUGGAGACGUCACCUGACAUCCUGCUGAAAGAGGUGGUGCUGGUGGACGACUACAGCGACAGAGCUCAUCUGAAGGAGCCAUUGGAGAAGUACAUCUCAAGUUUGAGGAAGGUGCGUCUGAUCCGGGCCACCAAGAGGGAGGGGUUGGUGCGGGCCCGGUUGCUCGGGGCAUCCAUUACCUCGGGUGAUGUGCUGACCUUCCUGGACUGUCACUGCGAGUGUCAUGAAGGCUGGUUAGAGCCUCUGCUCCACAGGAUCAAAGAGGAGCCUUCGGCCGUGGUGUGUCCUGUCAUUGAUGUGAUCGACUGGAACACCUUCCAGUAUUUAGGGAACGCUGGUGAACCUCAGAUUGGGGGCUUUGAUUGGCGGUUGGUCUUUACCUGGCACAUUGUCCCAGAAUAUGAACAGAAACGCCGCCGAUCGCCCAUUGAUGUCAUCAGGUCUCCUACUAUGGCAGGUGGUCUGUUUGCUGUGAGCAAGAACUACUUCCAUUACCUGGGGACCUACGACACAGGCAUGGAGGUGUGGGGAGGAGAGAACCUGGAAUUCUCCUUCAGGAUUUGGCAGUGUGGGGGCAGCCUGGAGGUCCACCCAUGCUCCCAUGUGGGUCAUGUGUUCCCUAAAAAGGCCCCUUACUCCCGGAGUAAAGCACUGGCGAACAGCGUGAGAGCUGCUGAGGUCUGGAUGGAUGAAUACAAAGAGGUCUACUACCACCGAAACCCCCACGCACGACUGGAGGCCUUCGGAGACGUGACGGUGCGGAAGAAGCUCCGAGAGAAGCUGGGCUGCAAGAGCUUCAGGUGGUAUCUGGAUAAUGUGUACCCCGACAUUCACGUCCCAGAGGAUCAGCCAGGCAUGUUUGGAAUGCUGAAGAACCGGGGCAAGACCAACUACUGUUUUGACUACAACCCGACAGAUGAACACAUUGUGGUGGGCCAAAGGGUCAUCCUCUACCAGUGUCACGGCAUGGGUCAGAACCAGUUCUUUGAAUACUCGAGGGACGGUGAGAUCCGCUAUAACACCAGGGAACCUGCUGGAUGCGUUGUGGGUGACAACAUCAGCACCUACCUGACUCUGCAGCUGUGUAGAACACGAGGGCAACCUAUAUCUGCGGACCAGAAAUUUGUCUUCAGAGAGGACGGGAGCCUGUACCACGCGGUGAGCCAGAAGUGUGUCGAGGCGGUGGACAAGACAGAAAACGGGACACCAGCCCCCUCACUCCAACACUGCUCCGACAGCCUCCACCAGAAGUGGUUCUUUGAGGAGAGAAUGUAAUUGUAUCAACCCUAGAAUAUAUUUCAAUUUCGUUUUAUUCAGGGCUGACAUCCUGAGGAGGGAUAUGGCUGGAUUGAAAUGCUUUUUUGAUAUGUUUGCUCUGAAAGGAAGCUUCCAUGCUUCCUUCCAAACUUCAACAUUUGCACAUUUUUGUGCCGGCUGGAUUUAAUGGACAAAUUGGGAAAUGACUUUACUUACUUUCUGAAGUACUUUGUAUAUAUAUAUAUAUAUAUAUAUAUAUAUAUGUGUAUAUGUAUA
Messenger RNA from Cottoperca gobio, 2592 nucleotides. It is a transcript of the gene galnt12, whose product is annotated as UDP-N-acetyl-alpha-D-galactosamine:polypeptide N-acetylgalactosaminyltransferase 12. Gene Ontology annotation, biological process: protein O-linked glycosylation. Gene Ontology annotation, cellular component: Golgi apparatus. The transcript has 10 exons. Bases 601 to 2334 code for a protein of 577 amino acids. The record is from RefSeq and is a predicted model, not a curated record. Gene Ontology annotation, molecular function: polypeptide N-acetylgalactosaminyltransferase activity. NCBI's taxonomy places the organism in Eukaryota, Metazoa, Chordata, Actinopteri, Perciformes, Bovichtidae.